AUGGCUGGUAGCGAAACGGCUGGUCUCCAGGUCCCCGUGGCGUUCAAGGACGCCGACGACGGCACCAUCCCAGUGCGCCCUCCUACCGAGUAUGCCGCCGCCGUGGCGUCCCUGCCGUUGAACCCUGCCAGCAAGCUCAAGUUGCGCUGCUAUCAGGGCGUGUGGGUGCUGGAGGACUGGGUACCAGGCAUCAUGGCCAUGCAGCGCAGCUUCUCAACGCGCCCCGGUGACGUGGUUCUUGCGAGCUUUCCCAAGUGCGGCACCACUUGGCUCAAGGCUCUGAUAUUCGCCACCAUGGCCCGCACCGCAUACCCGCCGACAAGCCCCGCCCACCCGCUCCGCCGCCUCAACCCGCACGACUGUGUGAUUCUCUUGGACAGGCUCUUCGCCGUCGGCCGUGAGGCAGUGCUGGACAGGCUGCCCUCGCCGAGGCUCAUGUGCACGCACAUGCCUCUCUCGGUGCUGCCGGCGUCUAUCUCUCGUGGAUCCGACUGCAAAAUUGUCUACAUAUGCAGGGAUCAGAAGGACAUGGUUGUCUCGAUGUGGCACUUUGCCAACCGUGCUCGACCUGACAUAUCACUCCAAGAGGUGUUCGAGACGGUCUGUGACGGCACAUGUUUUGCCGGGCCUGUCUGGGAUCACAUCCUUGGAUACUGGAGGCUAAGCAAUGCAGAGCCAAACAGGGUGCUUUUCUUGACCUAUGAGCAGAUGCGUCAGGAUCCGGUUGAUAAAGUCAGGAAGCUAGCUCAAUUCCUCGGGAGGCCAUUCUCCGACUGUAACGAGGAGGCCGGUGCUGUUGCAGAGAUAGUUGAGCUUUGUAGCUUGGAGCAUCUAAAAAAUCUAGAGGCCAACAAGAAAGGCUCCCACGGGGUGUUCUUGAAGUUUCCAUAUAACUCCUAUUUCAGGAAGGGGGUGGUGGGAGAUUGGGUGAACCAUUUGACACCUGAGAUGGCUAAAUGUCUAGAUGCGAUAUUCGAGGAGAAGUUCAAAGGAUCAGGCUUCACUCUGCCGUGA
This is a messenger RNA of Triticum urartu, 1014 nucleotides long. Its product is annotated as cytosolic sulfotransferase 5-like. Gene Ontology annotation, molecular function: sulfotransferase activity. Lineage: Eukaryota; Viridiplantae; Streptophyta; Magnoliopsida; Poales; Poaceae. The record is from RefSeq and is a predicted model, not a curated record.